Messenger RNA from Brienomyrus brachyistius, 4134 nucleotides. RefSeq lists its product as uncharacterized. The record is from RefSeq and is a predicted model, not a curated record. NCBI's taxonomy places the organism in Eukaryota, Metazoa, Chordata, Actinopteri, Osteoglossiformes, Mormyridae. The coding region runs from base 1062 to 1970 and encodes 302 amino acids. The transcript is spliced from 15 exons.
CCGGCAGAGUAGAAAAUGGACUCACAACGGGCAGUGUUGCCAAUGUCAGUAAAAGAUAUCUGGAUUUGACACUGAGGACCUUGUGGUUAACGCUAGAUACUGGUAAAAGGGCAGCACGAACCGUAAAGGUUACUUGAAAGAAUUUUGUGAUCUUGGGAACAUGGGAACACUACUGUACAUUUCUGUGAGGUGGCUGAGUUUGGACAUCUGCAUCAACUGCAUUCUGCAGCAGUAUGGCCCUCUCACCAGCUACUUCAAAUCUUUAAAUGAGAAACAACCAAGGUUCGAAGGCUGGCGAAGGCAUUUUCCGAUCCCCUGACGGACGUCUACCUCCUGUUCCUUCAGGCCACAUUGCCAGUGUUGUCUAAACUGAACCUCCUUCUCCAGAGAGAAAAGGCAUCUAUAUUCCAGUGGCAUGAAGAGGUGAACGGGAGGGAACAAGGACAUGUAGGGAGGCUCUGUGUGUACCAAAAUUAACCUAUUGACGCAGACUGUGGUGGCAGCUGCUAGACAUAGCAGCUGCUAGGAUAAUGUACUGAAUAACAUGGUGUACCAGAUUAGGCAAAAUUGCCAGAAAUUGGAAAAGUACGGACAGGGGCGGGGGGCUGCUUGUAGAAGGGUAUAAGAUACACAUGAAUAGUAAGGAAGUUGAACUCUGUUGGGAUACGGUGUAUCACAGACUUCCCAGAUCGAUCUGUUGGAAUAAAUGGAAUAAAAGGUUAUUGGAAUAAAUGGUUAUUGGAUUAUCUCAUCCACGCCUCCAGGUGAUCUCUUCUCAUCUACGGACCCGGUGGAGUUGGUGUACUCCAACAUGGGCUGUUUGGCUAUGUUGGUGUCUCCUUUCUAAAGUGCAACACCCCUGUGAAAUAUAGGUUGUGUUACUUUGUCAAAGACAAUUAAGCCAUCUAAAGCUAUCUAAUUUCAAAACAUCUGAGAUAUGCUCAACAGGCUCCUUGAGGCUGGAGAGGUCACAUCACUGAAGGUUCAACAAUUCCAGCAGAUUUCAGGAAAUCCUUCUUUUUCAUGACCCAAAUGAACAAGACCAAGUAAGUGAGGAGUUCAUGGAGUACCAACUGAUGGGCAUAGCCAUGCCCCAGGACCCAACAUACUUUGAUAUUGAGGAGUUUUGGGGAAGGAUGUCCUCAAUAAAGAACAAGUACCGCAUAUUGAUCAGUAGGUGGAGUAAAAUCUACACAUACGCAGUUGGAAAACACCACAAGAAACGAAUCACAACGGUACUCUUCGGCUCGUUUAAAUCUGCGCCAUUUUAUGAGAAUCGAAGACGCAAAACAACAAGGCGUUUUCCUCUAUGUAAACAGAGGAUCUCCAAACUUUGGAACAGCAAGACCACUGAAGUGAAGGGAGGUGAAUUCAAACUUCGGACUGCAGAAGAGCACCAAGGACACGUGAAACUUGCUACAGAGAAAGAGAAGAAAGAAACUCAUAAAUGUUUGGAACCACUUAAGGACAAGUUUGACGCAAUGGCAACCUCAGCCAAACUCAGCCAAGUAAUCUUAGGAGAAAAUAACUAUGAAAGGUUAAAUCUCCCAGCUGGUAUAGCAGACUCAUUGAAUGACCUUAAAAAAGAAAUCCAAACACAACUUGGUGUGUUAGAAGAUUUUCGAUUUCAGCUCAAAGAUCUGGAUUUUAAUGAAUUUGUCAACCUCAGUUCAACUUCGGACUUACAAGACAGAGCUACACUCAAAAUAAUUUUUUUGCCGACAUCUACAAGUACCUCUUCUUCAUCUGUGCCAAAACAAAGUGAGACCUCUUCAGUAUCUUCCUAUGAUACAGACAUAAUAUCCUCACCAUCAUCUGUACUGUCGACAGAAUCUGCAUCCUCUGUCAGAAGGCAAGCUUGGCCCAAUACUUUCCCAAUACCACAGUUUAGUUUUGAUGCAGAAAUACAACUGCAAAAAGCUCAACUUGCUUAUCAAACUGAUGAUACUGUCCUGAGUCCCAAUUCCUAGCUAAAAGUCUGACAUUUUGGAUUCUUUAGUCUCAGAAAUAAUAAAGUUCAAGGCAUACCCUUCAGCUGCAGAUCUUGAUGAUGUAGCCGCUGCGUUGAUACAGAAGCAUCCACGUCUAAAAGAAAAGGGCUCUGUGAGUGGCUACUAUGGCUGGAAAAUUAGUUUAAAAUAUAAGAUGGCAAACUACAGAACAAAAUUGGGAAACAGGAUGUUCUGAGCUGAACAUCAAUUCCCAUAAGCGAAAAGGAUCCACUGGAAGUCCUAACCAAGAAGAAACCGAGAAAAGCUGAGGUAAAUUACUGUCCAGAUUAGCCAAUGGGUGAAACAAAAGAAACACUUGAAAAUCAAAGGAUUACACUAUUAUUGGAGGUGACUAAAAGAAACAAUGAGCAGGUUAUCAAGGGGCUGAUGGACAGAACGUUUGCUCUACGGAGGCACGAGGUGGUAGAAGAUUCACCUUUCAUUGCGGAAUUCAAGAACAGAUGGCCAGCACUCUUUACUGAGCGAGAGGUAUCUGCGGAAUUCAGCAGGAUUAUAAUUCCUUUGGUGUCCAAAUUCAUGGGUCAGCUUGAUCAUCUCUCCCCCCAGCUCCUCAAAAAUUUCAAAAAGAAAGGAGGAGCAGCCACAAAGAAGAUCAGACAUCCUGUCAGUUUUGCAUCAGGUCGGCCGACAGGAACAGGCAGACAAGGCGAAUUCAAGGCAAACACGGGGUUUAUUUGGGAGAUCCGGGACAGGGAACAUAGGACGGCUACUGACAUCAAUGACGGACACCGCUAACAGAGCAUCAUCAUUGAAAAAAAGUAUGAAUGCAUCCUGAAAGCCUUAGUGGUCUACCUAAAUGAAGAUCCUUCAAACCUUGUGAAGGAGUCCAUGGACGCUGAACAUGAUGAAACCCAAAUUUUGAUGAGCAACACCACUCUCGGUGUCAUGCCCGGCUCGUCGGCUCCUCGUGUGUGCCACGCCCCCUGAUUAUCCACGUGUGCUUCCCUGAUCGUCUCCAGCUUUGUCCACUUACUUUGAUUAGUCCUGUCCUGUUUUAAGUCCUGGUCUUACCUGUUUGCCCUGUCCGUCAUUGAUGUUUGUCAAUGCCUGUGUUCCGUCCCGCUCUACCCGCUCCGUUUCCCCGAUUAAAGACCCGUUUUCCCCGUAUCCUGCUUGCCUGCCUGCUCCUUGCUCGCUCGCCUGCCCGACGAUCGCCCGCUUUGUCCGCGAUCGUGACACUCGGAAUCUAUGCCAUCAAACAUGAAGGGGCAGAUGUUGCAGACCCAUACGAAGAUGUUGGUGUCAUCAUCGAAGGCAUCCAAGUACUUAAAAACUUGGACAAUGUAGCUAAUGCAUGUUCCAUCAUGGUUGGUCUAAUUUAUGCAGUAAACUUAGCUUACCCGCAGGAUCUGAGAUAUAGUUUUGAAUUGUUUCAAAAGAUUUUUAUGCAACUCGAUGCCAACAAGCUGUCAAACAAAGUCCAGGUCUUAAAAAAUAAACUCCUAUCAUAGGCACUGUAACUUGAAACAAGGGCUAAGAGGCAGGACCUAUGUUUUGUCCAUAAUGUUGCACUGGCUGUUGCAGUAAUUUUUUCAGUGCUAACCAGGUGAUGUCUUUAAUAAUCUUUACUUUUGCUUUACUGCAAUGUUUAGUAAACCUGAAAAAAAAGCAGUAAAGUAUAAAGUAUAUUUUUGUAAAUCAUUUAAAGACAGUAUUUUUUUACUGGUAAUAUUAUUUUUGUAACUUGUAAUAAGUAAAGAAGUUUUAUUUUGAAAAGUGAAGACAUUACUUAGAUUUUGUAAACAUGUUCUUGUUUGAAAACAUUGUAAAAACGUUAUAGAGCUUUCAAAUGUUAAUAUUCCUUCGAAUAACAAGUGUUGUUAGCUGAUUUUUUUAAUUGCAAGAAGGUGUACUUCAUAUUGUUAAAGGCUGUUAACUUUUUCCAAGUAUAAAAAGCAUUGUCAAUCCUUUCAUUUAAAGGCUACAUGCUUUUAUUUUACUUUAUACUUGUAUUAUUCUUUUAAUAGUAUUAAAAUUGUAACUUAUUGUAAUAAGUUAAAACUAUUUUGAAAAGUAUGACAGCAUGUAGAUUUUGAAAAACAUUUUAUUGUUGGGAAAAACAAUAGAAAGUGUUUAUUGUAAAACAUUGUAAAAAUGUUAUUUAAUAAACACAAUGAAACUG